AUGGAUAGGAGCAUGAUUGAUACUGCGGCUAGAGGUGCUUUGGUUAACAAGACUCCAGAACAAGCAAGGGAGCUCAUUGCAAAUAUGGCAGAAAAUUCUCAACAAUUUGGGAGUAGGGCACUUACUACUAGAGGAGUUGGUGAAGUUCAAAUGGUAUCAAAUAAGCAAAAGGAGAUCAAGAGUUCAUUGUUGGAGUUGACAUCUUUAGUCAAACAAAUGGCGUUGAAUAGUGCUAGCCAAGUUUCAUCUUUUCCAGUUCAAACAAUGAGACAACCAAAUUCUUCAUUUUCUUCUCAACUGAGGUCCUAUUCAAAUCAAAGCGGUUACAAUAGUUCAAAUGCAGCAAGUGCACAGCAGCAACAAAAGAUGGAGGAUAUGAUGCAACAGAUUUUGCAACAGCGGCAAUUAGUUUUACAACAACAGCAACAUCAGCAGAGGACUGAUUCUACUUUGCAAAAUAUUGAGAGACAAAUUGGCCAGCUAGCAAGCAACAUAAAUCAGAUGCAAGCCCAAGGAUCAAGUGGAUCAAAUCUGGUUUCAUCAGGUUCAAUUCCAGCUUCAACAAAUGUUGUGCUACCUCCAGAUUUUGUUCAAAAUAAGUUAGAUUCUACUGCAAAUCAACUUCAGAAUUUUCAAGCAUCUUCAGUCCAAACAGAUUCUGCAUUACCUGGAAAUGUUGCAAAAGCUCCAACAGCAGCUCAGGAUUUGGACAGUAAUUCACAGCAGCAAAGUGCCGAUAUUCACAUCCCUUUGCCUUUUCCUCAAAGAAAAGUCCAGCAAAGAAAGAACAUAGAGGAAGAGAAAGCUAGAGAAUUUCAAGACCUUGUGAAUUUAUUCAGCAAAGUGGAAGUGAAUGUGCCUUUGUUCACAAUGAUUAAGCAAAUUCUGAAAUAUGCUAAAUUUCUCAAGGAUCUAUGUGUUCACAAAAAGAAAUUGAAGGGGAAUGAAUUGAUAAGCAUGGGGAAGAAUGUGUCAGCCCUUAUUCAGCUAGUUCCUAAAAAAUGUGAAGAUCCUGGAGUGUUCACUAUGCCUUGUGAGAUUAGAAGUUGUGUUUUCGAAGAUGCCAUGUUGGAUUUAGGAGCAUCAAUCAAUGUGAUGCCAAAAUCAGUCUUUCAGACACUUGGAAUUAGUCCUCUAUAG
Molecule: messenger RNA, 1140 nt
Organism: Zingiber officinale
Lineage: Eukaryota; Viridiplantae; Streptophyta; Magnoliopsida; Zingiberales; Zingiberaceae
Product: rho GTPase-activating protein gacT-like
Exons: 4
Coding region: 1-1140 (379 amino acids)
Source: RefSeq, a predicted model, not a curated record